AUUUUCUUCGUGCCUGCUACAUCACUGAACGCAAAAAUGUUCUACAUCAAGGACAAUUACACAGUGCUUAGGCCGGAACCACGACUCUCUCCUGAAACGCGUUACUUGGGAUGGAAUGUGGCUCCGGAAGAUUUACCUCAUAUUCCGGAACAUUGGCUGAAGUAUCCUGAACCAGAAUCCUCACUUCAUUAUUUAUUGGGAUUGCUGUAUAUUGCUUUCACGAUAUUUUCCUUGGUUGGAAACGGAUUGGUUAUAUGGAUUUUCUCAUCUGCAAAAUCUUUAAGAACGCCAUCAAAUAUUUUCGUCGUAAAUUUAGCCAUAUGUGACUUUAUUAUGAUGCUCAAAACUCCCAUAUUCAUCUAUAACUCAUUUACUAAAGGAUUUACAACUGGCUUUCUGGGUUGUCAAAUUUUUGCAUUUAUGGGCUCCAUUUCCGGUAUUGGAGCCAGUGCAACAAACGCAUGUAUUGCUUACGAUAGGUACAACACCAUUGCCCGUCCUUUCGAAGGCAGAUUGACACAUACAAAGGCAAUAUUCGUAACAUGUAUGGUUUGGGCAUAUGUAAUUCCUUGGUCUACCUUGCCGCUUCUAGAAAUUUGGGGUCGCUAUGUUCCAGAGGGCUAUCUCACGUCAUGCACAUUUGAUUACCUCACUAAUACCUUCGACACACGUAUGUUUGUUGGUGCGAUCUUCACAUUCAGUUACGUUCUUCCGAUGAGCCUGAUUAUCUACUAUUAUAGCCAAAUAGUGAGCCAUGUGGUGAAUCACGAGAAAGCACUACGAGAACAGGCCAAAAAGAUGAAUGUUGAUUCACUGCGGUCCAACCAGAGCCAAGCUAAUACUACUGUUGAAGUACGAAUUGCUAAAGCUGCCAUUACAGUAUGCUUUCUGUUCGUCGCAUCUUGGACCCCAUAUGCAGUUUUAGCGUUGAUCGGAGCAUUCGGUAACCAAAGCUUGCUGACACCUGGAGUUACCAUGUUCCCAGCAUGUGCUUGCAAAUUUGUUGCUUGUCUUGAUCCUUAUGUGUAUGCGAUCAGUCACCCAAGGUAUAGAGUAGAGCUGCAGAAACGAUUGCCAUGGUUAGCAAUCACAGAAACUCUACCCUCUGACAACGCUUCGACUACUACUGAAGCCACUUCGACCAAUGCUGCUACGUAAACUAGUGCUUACAAUGUUUUAUGUAUAAUUGUAUCAAAAUUUAGUCUAAAACGAAAUGACCUAUACCAUAUAACGACCAACAUUUGAACAGGGCGAAUAAGCCUAAUGUCAAACACCACGAGUGAGAGUUCAUUUUCCUUUGCUACUUCAGCAAAAAAUAACUCUCACUCGUUCUGUUUGACAUUUGGCUUAUUCACCCUUUUCUAAUGUUGGUCGACAUAUGUCGACUAAUGGCAGGAACAAUGGACAAGAUAACUGGCAACUUAGCCUGCGCUGACCUUCGCUAAAAGUUUAAUUUUUAAAAUAUUGUCUAAAAAUGCGCGCAGAACAUAGUAAACUGUAUAAUUAGGAUCAAUUUGGAAAUCAAUUAGGUGAAACGAAAGCAAUGAUUGGCGCAGUGCUAUAACUAAUAU
Messenger RNA from Sabethes cyaneus, 1571 nucleotides. Its product is annotated as opsin, ultraviolet-sensitive-like. Gene Ontology annotation, biological process: visual perception; G protein-coupled receptor signaling pathway. Gene Ontology annotation, molecular function: G protein-coupled receptor activity. NCBI's taxonomy places the organism in Eukaryota, Metazoa, Arthropoda, Insecta, Diptera, Culicidae. The transcript is spliced from 5 exons. Gene Ontology annotation, cellular component: membrane. Bases 37 to 1158 code for a protein of 373 amino acids. The record is from RefSeq and is a predicted model, not a curated record.